Empidonax traillii (willow flycatcher) is the source of this 374-nucleotide messenger RNA. Its product is annotated as pleckstrin homology domain-containing family J member 1-like. Gene Ontology annotation, biological process: endosome organization; retrograde transport, endosome to Golgi; receptor recycling. The record is from RefSeq and is a predicted model, not a curated record. Lineage: Eukaryota; Metazoa; Chordata; Aves; Passeriformes; Tyrannidae. The transcript is spliced from 4 exons. The annotation marks the transcript as partial. Gene Ontology annotation, cellular component: trans-Golgi network; recycling endosome; early endosome.
GGUUUAUUUUUAUUUUAUGUUAAUGGAACCAUCCUUGCAGUGCUGAAGAAGCGCCUGGUGAAGCUCGUGGUGAACUUUCUCUUCUACUUCAGGACAGACGAGGCCGAGCCCAUUGGAGCUCUGCUGCUGGAGCACUGCAGGAUCACCAAGGAGGAGGAGAACGUCUUCUCCAUCAGUUUCAUCGAGGAGCCAGAGAGGAAAUACUGCUUCGAGUGUGCCAGUGAGGAGCAGUGUCAGGAGUGGGUCGAGGCCCUCAAACGAGCCAGCUACGAGUUCUUGAGGAGGAGCUUGAUUUUCUACCGGAAUGAGAUCCAGAAGAUGACAGGGAAGGUGAGUGAGGCCCUCGGGGUCGGGUGGUGACUGAUGGGUCUGGA